AUGUCACCAGCAGCCGUAGCUCCACUGGUCAGCUCUCCUCCACAUGCGGCGGAAACCCGAUUCCGGGUACUCAAAGAUGGAUUCGGAGUCGAAAUUACCGGGCUUGACUUGACCGCAGGCGUGACGGAGAAGAAUUUCAGGUUGUUACAGGACGCUGUCACCAAGUAUGGAGUUAUCGUGGUCCGCCGUACCAAUCUGAAUGACGAGACCCAUAUUGCCUUGGCGCGGAUGUUUGGCGAACUGGAUGACGUCAAACCAUAUAUCCAGGCAGGGCGCAGAAACCGUCUCAAAUACGAUGAGCUCUUUGACGUGAGCAAUGUGGAGGAGGACGGCUCCAUCGUGGACCCGGAAAGCCCUCGAGGCCAGGCCAACAAGGGCAACUCUCUCUUCCACGUAGACUCCAGCUUCAACCCUCGUAGGGCAGGGUACUCGCUCUUGCUGGCACAUGAGUUACCUCCUCCCGGAAAUGGGGGUGGCACCGCAUUCGCAGACACCAGACAAGCAUACGAAGGGCUGGACCAGGAAACCAAAGACAGGCUUCACAACAGCGACUACAUCGCCGCACACUCGAUCCUGCAUUCCAGGAAGCUGGCCGCCCCGGAGUUCUUUGCCUACAUCAACCCGGAAGACCACCCCAUGGGCCGCCACAAGCUCCUCCAGUACCACGAGAAGUCCGGGCGGAUGAAUCUCUAUCUCGCCGCGCACAUCCACCACAUUGAAGGUCUGACCGAAGACGAGUCCAAGGCACUUCUCGACAGGCUCUUGGAGCAUGCCACUCAGGACAGGUACGUCGUCGAGAUCGAGUGGCAUAGCCCGGGAGACCUCGUCAUCUGGGACAACACCUGCACGAUGCAUCGAGCCCUGGGCGGGCCAUAUCAGGCAAGAUACAGGCGGGAUAUGAGACGCGCGACCGUCCAUGACUCUAGUGCUCAAGCGUGGGGGCUGAAUGAACGCACGGAUGUCAGGCAAGGUUUGCCAUAGGUCUGGGGGAAUGACUACAUUUGUCAAAUAGCGCAGGAUCUCUGGUCUGUAAUGUCGUUCAAGCGAGCUUGCGAGACUGUCGUCGGCGAGAGCGUGACUUCGGAUC
Messenger RNA from Microdochium trichocladiopsis, 1087 nucleotides. RefSeq lists its product as uncharacterized. The transcript is spliced from 3 exons. Gene Ontology annotation, molecular function: oxidoreductase activity. The coding region runs from base 1 to 981 and encodes 326 amino acids. Lineage: Eukaryota; Fungi; Ascomycota; Sordariomycetes; Xylariales; Microdochiaceae. The record is from RefSeq and is a predicted model, not a curated record.